Messenger RNA from Echinostoma caproni, 1182 nucleotides. The record is from the annotation of a GenBank genome assembly. Lineage: Eukaryota; Metazoa; Platyhelminthes; Trematoda; Plagiorchiida; Echinostomatidae.
AUGGAAAUUAGCAGUAAGAUAUUACGUAGAUUGUAUCGUGGUUAUUCGAUGGGUCGUUGCCGAAGAGAGGUCCUUGGACGUCCUAGUUUGGCCUCCACCUUGCCCUUAGAUAUAACCAUGGAUCACAUCGGUACUCCGGAAAACAUGUUGGAAAACCAAACACAGGCUGGCAAUCCACAUAGUAUUAGUAUGGUAGCUCUUCCGCAUGAUUCUCUCACGCCUGAAUGCCGGUUACGUACCAUUGGGGAGGUUGACACCCCCGACAAGGCUCAACCGCCUAUCGGAAAUGGAUUUACAACUUGCGAGACUGCUACGGUGGAACAUGCCGUUGGUCUGAAUCUAGUAGACGCUUCUGUGCAGCAAAGUACUGGCUCUGUCGGGCGUUCGCAAAUAUCCACCCUCCAGUCUGUUGUCUCAGAACCACUGAACAAUUCCAACCAAACUGGACGUUUAUAUACUCUUGGUGCACAACAAAGUACGACCGAAUGCGAUUCCAUGCGGCUUAAGUCCCUCGGAAGCUCUGAAGUUGCUUUGCGUCAAGUUCAUCCCGAUCAACUGGUCGUAUAUUUCAAGGAUAUGCCUAGACGUCGAUAUGCUCCGGAGGCCAUUAUCAAGCAGCGAAAACUAGUGAAAUGCCAGGCCAGUUUGAACACCGGUGCCCACAUGCAUUCGGAUAUAUUCGACACGGACGAUGAAGAAAGCGAGCUCACUCCUGAAUCUGCACUUGCCGCGUUACAAUCUGCUGCGGAAGCCGGACAGGCUUGGGCCGCAGAAGGGGAUGAAUCUGAAAUAAAGGAAAUCGAACAACCCCCUGGAACUGCGCCCCUUCUCUCUUUCUCUCGCUUGUUCAAUAAUUCAUCUGCAUCAAGCUCGUCUCCCAAUCACGAGCCGGACAGACUGCAAACCCACACCACGGCAGUGGACGUCCAAGCUCCGUCAACUGGUCACUCAAACACGAGCGAAGAUAAUGAUGCUGUAGUCCCGGUAUCUGGUUGGCGCCUCAUGGCACUAUCCGCAGCAUUCCUAACGGGCGCUUCACUUGUUGGUCUGACCGUACUACUGGAAACCGAGAUUCAUUCACCGUUGACGGCGGCGAUCCGUAGCCAUCCUUGGCUUCUAGAAUUUGAUGCUCGCUACUAUCGUCCUUUGCGAUCAGCCUUUUUUAGUUUGUGGCGUCGCUAG